AUGAAGCCGGUGGAAUCCAAAGAUCUCGAAAGCCUUAUGCAGCUCAACUCGAUUCUCAUCUUCAACAUUGACUGCUGGGGCGCAAGCUACCUUCGCAACAUCCUUUCUCAUGGGCCCAAGCACAUCACCACGAAGCAAGGCAACAAAACCCUUCCGACUGAACUAUGGCUGGAAAUCUUGGGUCUGACAGAAAUCUGUAUCAGCGAGACCACCUACAAGCUAGUCUACGGUAUCGAAAUAACUCACAAGUCUACGAACGGUAGCAGGAUCGAGCCUAUUCUGAUCUGCAAUGUUCUUGAAGAGAGGAAGGAAUGUGGAAAGCUCAGGGGUGGUGAUCACGUUGAGGCUUAUAAAAAAUGUCUCAAGGAUCCCUCGUACGAGAUUAACCCUGAGAAAGACAGAGUGGAAGAAGAUAUGGAACCCUUCUUCAGAAUCACCAAGACUGUCCAGGAAAAUGCAUACUAG
Molecule: messenger RNA, 465 nt
Organism: Fusarium fujikuroi IMI 58289
Lineage: Eukaryota; Fungi; Ascomycota; Sordariomycetes; Hypocreales; Nectriaceae
Exons: 1
Coding region: 1-465 (154 amino acids)
Source: RefSeq, a predicted model, not a curated record